UUAGGGUUUCUUAAUUAGCUUUGGCAUUUCCUUAAAAAAGUUUCAUCCUUUUGGAUCCUUCUCUUCUCAACACCCUUCGAAAAUUUCUGGGUUUUGGUUUGAUUCCGUGGCUCCAUUUUUACAUUUUGGCGAAUCAUAGACGAAGAUUAGGGAGUGAAGAAUGGAGGAAGGAAGUCUGUGGCAACAAUGGAGUAUGUUUAGAUCUCUGUUAGCGAUUCUUCAAUGGUGGGGUUUUAACGUUACUGUUAUCAUCAUGAACAAAUGGAUCUUUCAGAAGUUGGAUUUCAAGUUUCCGUUCUCGGUUUCAUGUGUUCAUUUCAUAUGUUCAUCGAUUGGAGCUUACAUUGUGAUUAAAGUCUUAAAGCUUAAACCUUUGAUCGUGGUUGAUCCAGAAGAUCGGUGGAAGAGGAUUUUUCCAAUGUCAUUUGUGUUCUGUAUCAACAUUGUGUUGGGAAAUAUCAGUCUUAGAUACAUUCCUGUCUCUUUUAUGCAGACUAUCAAAUCUUUCACUCCCGCAACAACAGUUGUGUUACAGUGGUUGGUAUGGAGGAAAUAUUUUGAUUGGCGUAUUUGGGCGUCGUUGGUGCCUAUUGUUGGUGGGAUUCUUCUGACUUCUAUUACAGAACUUAGCUUUAAUGUGUUUGGAUUUUGUGCUGCUCUGUUUGGAUGUUUAGCUACCUCUACAAAGACCAUUCUUGCUGAGUCUCUUCUUCAUGGAUACAAAUUUGAUAGCAUAAACACGGUAUACUAUAUGGCGCCUUUUGCGACCAUGAUUCUUGGAGUACCAGCAUUUUUACUUGAAGGCAAUGGAAUUUUGGAGUGGUUUGAAGCACAUCCGUCUCCAUGGUCGGCUCUCAUCAUUAUAUUCAGCUCAGGUGUUCUAGCUUUCUGCCUUAACUUCUCCAUCUUCUAUGUCAUCCACUCCACAACAGCAGUCACAUUCAAUGUAGCUGGAAACCUUAAGGUUGCUGUAGCUGUGUUGAUAUCAUGGAUGAUAUUCCGAAACCCGAUAUCACCAAUGAAUGCUGUUGGAUGCGGAAUCACACUAGUGGGAUGCACUUUUUAUGGAUAUGUAAACCACAUGCUUUCUCAGCAACAACCAGGAACUCCCAGGACACCUCGUACUCCUCGUACCCCAAAGAACAAAAUAGAACUGAUUCCUCUUGUUAAUGAUAAACUAGAGAGUAAAGUUUGA
Capsella rubella is the source of this 1195-nucleotide messenger RNA. RefSeq names its product GDP-mannose transporter GONST5. NCBI's taxonomy places the organism in Eukaryota, Viridiplantae, Streptophyta, Magnoliopsida, Brassicales, Brassicaceae. The coding region runs from base 161 to 1195 and encodes 344 amino acids. Gene Ontology annotation, molecular function: antiporter activity. The transcript has 5 exons. The record is from RefSeq and is a predicted model, not a curated record. Gene Ontology annotation, cellular component: Golgi apparatus.